Messenger RNA from Magnusiomyces paraingens, 807 nucleotides. RefSeq lists its product as uncharacterized. Lineage: Eukaryota; Fungi; Ascomycota; Dipodascomycetes; Dipodascales; Dipodascaceae. The record is from RefSeq and is a predicted model, not a curated record. The coding region runs from base 1 to 807 and encodes 268 amino acids. The transcript has a single exon.
AUGGUCAGCUUCACAAAGGUCUUCGUCAUCUCUUCAUCUCUUGCCGUUUCCUCCGUCCAAGCACGGCCCCAGGAUAUUGGUGGUUUACUUGGCGGCAUUUUCUCAGCUGCUGGUAGUGCCAUCAACGGUGCUAUUUCUGGCGGUGUUUCCGCUGUCGAAAAUGGGUUUGGCGUCGCCCAAACUGCCGCUGAAAACGCAGUCAAGAGUGCAGAAUCCGCCAUUGCCGGCUACGAAUCUCAGGCUGUAACAUGGGGCUCCGGUGUUUCCACCGUUUUCCGAAGCUACAUUAGCGAAGGUGACGCUGCUCUGUCGUCCGCCAUUGCCAAGGCCUCUUCCAUCUACGGUGACCGUACCUCCGUCGAGCCCUCAGUGCUUUCCGCGGUCCAGUCGGUUCUUUCUGAUGGUGUCGCUAAUGCUCAAUCCAACAUUUUACUUGCUGCUUCUGUUGCAUCCAAUGGUAUCCAGUCAGGCAUUAGUGACGCCAAGUCUUUGGCCACUGUCGCUGAAUCUGCCGCAAAGUCGGGAAUUAGCGCUGGUGUUUCAGAUGUUCAGUCCGUUGCCUCUGCUGCAAAGUCUGCUGUUACUUCUGUUGAGUCCGCUGCUAAGUCUGCUGCUACCUCUGUUGAGUCUGCUGCCAAGUCUGCUGCCUCUUCUGUUAAGUCUGCUGCUUCUUCUGCCUCUGCUGCUUCUGCUUCUGCUUCUGCCUCUGCUUCUGCUUCUUCCACUUCUUCGGCCAAUGCUGCCCCCAUUGUCCUUGCUGGAUCCUCCUUUGGUGCUCUUUUCGCUGCCAUUGUCAUGGCCAUCUAA